Molecule: messenger RNA, 582 nt
Organism: Plenodomus lingam JN3
Lineage: Eukaryota; Fungi; Ascomycota; Dothideomycetes; Pleosporales; Leptosphaeriaceae
Biological process (GO): transcription by RNA polymerase II; RNA polymerase II preinitiation complex assembly
Cellular component (GO): transcription factor TFIID complex
Molecular function (GO): protein heterodimerization activity
Source: RefSeq, a predicted model, not a curated record
AUGCCCGUCGCUCCUCUCCCGCGCGUCCCGCUGAAGCGUACCCACAAUUCGGCCUCUGAAGCCCUUCUGACCCCUUCCUCAGUAGAAGCCUUCCUCUUGGCCUUUGGCGACAACGACUACCCUCUGCCAGAAACGGUGCGUGUCUUGGAUGAGAUUAUAACCGACUACAUUAUCGAAACGUGCCACGAAGCCGCCUCGGUCGCACAUCACGCGCGCCGCGCCAAAAUUAAGCUCGACGACUUCAAAUUCAUGCUGCGGCGCGACACAGGCAAGCUCGGCCGUGUAAGCGAGAUGCUUGAGACGGAUAAGGAGCUCAAGCGCAAACGCAAGGCAUUUGACACGGAUGAGGGCGCUGUGAUGGCGGACAAGGGCGAUGGAGCGAAUGGGGCGGAGGGCGGCACGAAGAUGGGUCGCCCUAAGAAGGUGGCUGAACCGGGGGCCGGAGGCGAGGGUGAUGGGGAGCCUCGCAAAAAGAAAAAGAAGAAGAAGGCUGGGGAUGGAGGUGGUGAUGAUGCGAGUACGACACUCGUCGCCCUUGUCGAGUUCUACACCUCGCCCAUAUCCGCUGAUCGUGGUCUAUGA